This is a messenger RNA of Hibiscus syriacus, 525 nucleotides long. RefSeq lists its product as uncharacterized. NCBI's taxonomy places the organism in Eukaryota, Viridiplantae, Streptophyta, Magnoliopsida, Malvales, Malvaceae. The record is from RefSeq and is a predicted model, not a curated record. Gene Ontology annotation, biological process: hydrotropism. The coding region runs from base 1 to 525 and encodes 174 amino acids. The transcript has a single exon.
AUGUUUAUAAAAAGGAAUCCAAACUCUUUAAUUAAUCAAGACAAUCAAAUCAAUGAAAUCGUAGAUGGACUUGAGGAAUCUAUUAAGUCAAAUUAUGGAGCUUUUAGCGCCACGAGAACAUUCAACGGAUUAAUAUUUUCCCACUGUCUACCUGGUGCUGCAACGUUGGUCACUGGCACCAUCAUUUGUCCCAAAAAUUCCAGAAAGGUUAAGCUUUGUUUGAAAGAAAACCCGAAAGUCGAUCCCAUGGUCUUCGUUGAAGUUCCCCUUGGCACAACAGAAUUCACCGGUUCAAUCGACAGCGGUGUUCUUCGCAUAGUCCUGGACCCUGUCCCUGAUUCAGGUAUCACGCAUAGGUGGCUAACGUAUUGCAAUGGACAAAAGGUAGGCUUUUCCAGAAGGUUGGAAGUUGGUCAGGAGGAGAAAUGGGUGCUUGAAAUGAUGCAGAUGGUUCGUCUGGAGCCGGGUUUUUGCGCAAAACGGUUUGGACGCCGGUGUGAUCAAGUACUUGAGAGGCCAGUUUGA